Messenger RNA from Sinocyclocheilus grahami, 3468 nucleotides. RefSeq names its product NACHT, LRR and PYD domains-containing protein 1a-like. The record is from RefSeq and is a predicted model, not a curated record. Gene Ontology annotation, cellular component: cytoplasm. Bases 92 to 3409 code for a protein of 1105 amino acids. Gene Ontology annotation, biological process: innate immune response; inflammatory response; regulation of apoptotic process. NCBI's taxonomy places the organism in Eukaryota, Metazoa, Chordata, Actinopteri, Cypriniformes, Cyprinidae. The transcript has 17 exons.
AAUCAACAUCAGAUCAAAUUGAAUACUUGUGUCCUGAAUCCAGCUGACAUGAGCUCUAACCAGUUCUUUUCAAUUAGGGCCAGACACAACGAUGGAACCUCACUCAUCUAUGCGUGUAAGGCGAGUUUUCGUACAGUCUAAGAGCUUUAAAAAAAGACUCCCCGUAAUCGAAGCUGACAUGAGCUGUAGUUCUUUUCAAUCAGGGCCAGACACAAUGAUGGAACUUCAGUCAUGUCAUUGGCCAAGUUACUCAGUGUUUAAGUGGCAUGAUUGGACUGAAAGAGACCCAGCAUGGCAGGAGAUGGUAUGUCAGUAUAAGGAGUCAAUCAAACGGAAAUAUGAGCAUAGGAAUGAGAGGAGUUUCCUCUCUGGUGAAAGAGUCUCACUGGCUGCCCUCUACACUGAACCUGUGAUUAUUCAGAAAAAUAAAAAAGGCAGUUUUCGGAAUAUCAGUGUGGAGGAGUUGUUUAAUAAGUCAGACAUACAUCUGCGUUAUCCAAGUAAUGUAUCCAACGUUCUCCAAGGAAAUUCUGGUAGUGGAAAAUCUUUCUUAGUGCAAAAGAUUAUUUUGGACUGGGCAUUUGAACAACAUUACCUUAAAGAAUUUGAUCUAGUUUUCUGUCUGAGGUGUGAAGAGCUGAAGUGUAUUUCUGAGGAGAUGAACUUGAUUGAGCUCCUGAGCUGGAAUUGUGGUUUAACAUUAGAUCAGAUUUCAGAGAUGUUACAGAACUCAUCACAGAGAGUGCUCUUCAUCAUUGACGGACUUGAUGAUCUUGAUGAGCUUAGAUUCAUGUGUGAUGAAUUUUGCAUAUCAUCCAAAUUCCAGAGAGCCCCACCUGAGGUCAUUGUUUGUUCCUUGCUUCGUCAACAAAUCCUGCCCAGAUAUUUUUUGCUUAUCACUACUAGAACUGAGGUCCCAAAGAGGAUGUUGCUUAUAGGACAACAACGUUUCUCUAGGAUAGUAGGUUUCUCUGAGAAGGGGGUGGAGGAGUACUUCCAGAAGUUCUUCCAGAAUGAGGAGCUCUUCAGGAAAGCCUAUGAAUGUGUGAGAGUAAAUGAAACUCUCAUCACUGCUUGCUCCAUCCCUGUCAUCUGCUGGAUCAUCUGCACGGUUAUGCGAGAGAGGUUCAGUGAUGGUGCAGAUAUGAUGAGUGGACUGGAAACCACCACCUCUAUCUACGUUAACUUUGUGUCCACUCUACUGGAGCAUCACUGCCAGGGUUUGAGUCAGUCUGUCCCGAGCCUGCUGAGGAGUCUGGGUCAGCUGGCAGAGAGAGGGAUGCUGGAACAACAAGUCUUGUUUGAUGAAAAAACUGUUUAUGACACAAUUUCAGACCCAGCUGGCAAUCCAUUCCUGCAUAAGUUCCUCUUAAAGAGAAAAAUCCACCAGGAGACAAUGUUCAGUUUCAUGCAUCUCAGCUUUCAGGAGUUCUUCACUGCUCUCUACUAUGUCCUUCUGGAUGAAGAAGAGUCUCAGAGGAAAGUGAGAGAGCUGCUUUACACUGUAGAGAGAGGAUGGGCUUUGUCCUGUUGGUCUGAUAGAGACUUUUCGAAGGCAAAUUUAGAAAUAAGCGUUUCAAAUCUGCUGCAGCCUGUGAUUCUGUUCCUCUGUGGUCUCUGUAAGAAAGAAUGGAUCUCCUCAUUCAUUGAAAAGCACAACAUGACCGUCUCUGUCAACAUAGAAACCCAGCUUAAGGAAUGGAUCAAUCAGUGUUCACAGAGAUAUCAAAAUGAACUCAUGCUGUUCAUUCUCCAUUGUCUCUAUGAGCUUCAUGAGAAGAGCUUCAUUGGAAAAGUUUUGGAACAGUUGGCUUCAAUAGAUCUGUCAAAUAUUCUACUGAAAAAUGCAGACUGCUGGAUGUUGCGGUUUUGUUUUCAGAACUGUGUAAACAUUGGCAAACUGAGACUCAGUUUAACAUCUGACAAUCUGAAGAUUCUUCAGUCUGCACUGUACACUUGUGAAGAGUUGUGGUUGAAGGUGGAUCACAUUACAGAUGAUACUGGGGAUUUGAUCUCAGCUCUUGGUGAAGGAAAGAUUGUGAAAGAACUGAUAAUACAGGAUCAAAAAUCUUCAAAAGCUUCUCACAAAAAAAGGAUCAAAAGCUUCUGCCAAGAGAUUAUUGCAUCAGUUAAAGAUGAAGACGUCAUGCUCUGUUUUCGGUUUUCAGUUUCCAGCUCUAAAAUAAGACCAUCAUCGUUAAUCUCAGAAUUAACUCUCACCUGUUCACGCCCAGAGGUUUCCACUGUCAACUGGAGAAUCUUCCUGCAGAAACUCCAGAGGUUACUCAGGUCUCAAGUUUCAUCAGCGGAUGGGGUUUUCCUUCUGGAUGUCUUGCACUCUGUGUCUGGUUUAAAGAAAGUCCAUUUGCAGAUAGACGAAUUGACUGUCGGAUGGAUUUUCACGAUCCUCUCGCUUGUCCAGGCCUUUCCCAGUCUGAACGAACUCCGGACAAAUUCCGCAGUUUCAUUUAUCCCAUUUAACAUAAAACAGUCUCUGGUGGAAUCACUGACGCAGACAGGUUGGACCCUGACUGUCUGGAGGAAUUCAGUGUUGAUUGAGCGAGACAGGAAGAGUUUCACCGAGGAGGACUUGAAGACAAUAAAGACAGAAAAUACAGAGAGUAAAAGAGCCGAAUCAUCUUCAGGACAAUCAUCCUCAGGUUAUGCAGAAGUGUUCACACCUGAAUGUGUUCAGCAAGAUGACGAGGACAAACACAAGACUAUAUACAGGUUUGUGUGUCCACAUGCUGGUCAGUUUCAGUGCAGUCUGACCAGCCUUGUGUUUGUGAUGGAGGGUGAAGGAGAGGUGCUGUAUAACAUUGUCUCAUGGGAUUCUGGUCUGGGUCAGUUGCGGCCUGCAGGACCCUUGUACAACAUUGACUGUUCUGCAGGUUCAGUCUCACAACUACACUUUCAACACUGUGUGAUAUUCUCUGAAGAAAAUAAGGACUGUUUGGCUGUAGCACAUUUCACUGGUGGUAAUGUAGAAAUAAUACAGCCACUCAAAGUGUCAGAAACUCAUGUGAUCAUUGACAUCAGAGACCUCAGCAAUUUUGGGCUCAUCUGGAUUAAAACAAUAUUUGGCUUCCCCAUUAAUGUAGCACCGAGUAAAGGUGUAGAACUUCCUGCGCACAGAAGGAUCCCAGAAACAGAAUUUGUGAACACACACAGAGAUAAACUCAUUGAGAGAGUUUCAUCAGUGAUGGCAAUUGCUGACAGUUUGAAGAGCAAAGACAUGAUUAAUGGUGAAAUGUACAGUAAAGUUCAUGCUGCAGAACCACGAGAGGAGAAAAUGAGACUCUUGUUGGAUGCUCUUGACUCUGGAGGAGCUGCUGUAAAAGCAGAAUUCUGCAGACUGCUGAAGGAGAAGGAGCGUUAUCUUGUAAAUGAACUGGGGCCUCAUUUAUAAAAACAGAUUUGAUCUUAGAGUGUGCGGAAAAUCCACUCAGAAUCAGAAAAACUGUCUUU